AGGCCUAUAUAUUAUGUAUUUGGGUUUAUAUUAUCAAAAUAAUAAUAAACAUUAGAGUAAUAUAUCUUGACAUGUAUCUUUCUUUUAGACUUCUAUAAUGUGUACAUGACACCCAUAUAUUAUGUACUCCAGAAUGCAUCUAAAAACAACUGAAUUAAAGAAACCGAAAACAAACAAGAGAGACUAUCCCCGGAACCCCCAAGCAUUCUUGCCCCCAAAUUAUUUUGCCAACCCUCUGAACUCAAAUCCUGGGGGACACAUUGCCCAAGUAUCCCAGACCCAACACGCUAACAUGUCAUGGUAACAAUGCAAUUUUUGUUUUCUAAUCAAGAUUUACAAUUAUUUUACAAAUGACCAUUAAAAAUAAAAUGUCUUGCUCUUAAAAAUGUAUGUAUGGUAAUUGGCGUACUUGUACUACUUGUGAAAAGUAUCGUGAAUAAAUCAAACUGUGGACCAAAAACCGAAAAUCAAAUCGAAAAUGAAAAAACUGAACCGUCACAUCCCAACAUAAAAGUUGCCGUGGCUAUAUGGAAAAUAUGAUAGAAAGCAUUUACGGUUCCAUGGCCAAAUAGGACAGAUCAAGGCAGAUGACCAGGAGAUACAAAAACAAAAUAUACCUACCUCUUCUGUGCAAUCCAUGCUUUUCCAGAGAAAAAAAAGAAAAAGAAAACAAAAUACAGAAAACAAAAAAAAGCCGCAUCACCACGUCAAUUCUGGAACCUUGUUUGUUUAUUCUGCUGAGGAUGUUGGUUUUUAUAUUAAUGAAAAAUCAAAAUAUUUUUAUGAACAUUAAAUUUUAAGAUGGAAACAAUUUUUUAAGUUUUAUAAACUUUAAUUUUUACCAUUAAAGAUUCAUGGUGUAAAAUUGCCUGAUUUUCUGUUUGAUAUUUCAUAUGUUGCUGUUGUUGUUGCACCAGGACACUGAUCGGCUAGACGUUGACGCCGUCAAGCAGAAGACGUCGUUACGGAAGAAAGGUUCCCUCGCUCUGAGAAAGAAGCCGACCAGAUCAAGUAUGAAGCGCUGUGUUUCCGAGUCAGAAGAAUCACGUUUUGUAGAUUCUACAGAACCAAAACCUGUUUCCAAUGGGGUUCAAGAUGACGAAAAUGAUGAAAUGUUUAAGAAACCUCAGACGAAGUCCCCGGCUAGAAGUGCUGUUCCCAGUCUCAGUCAGAUAAACAAGCCAAGAGCGCCACCUGGUGCCUUCGUUCCCAGUCUCAACCAGAUCAACACAUCAAAGGUUUUAUCAGGAUCCUCCAAGAAGUCAGGUGGUGGUUCCAGUGUGAAGAAAGAGACGAGUCGUUUCACUGAUCACACAAACAACCACCUUGUCCAGGCCGAUGAUAACAACUCGCAAAGUGAGAACGAAAUGAAGGCCAAACUCAAACCGGUUGUCAGACAAUCCAGCAACGAUACUUCGAGUUCUUCCAAACCUAAACUUGUUUUUGAAUCCCAACAUAGUGGUAACGAAAAUAUUUUUCCCAAACUGAAACCAGUUUCCACUUCACAAAAACCAAAACCUAAUAACGCUUCCUCAAAUGGUACAAAACCAAAAGUGCAUCCCCGGACUGUGACAAAACGAGUUUCAAAGGACCAGAAAGAUUCUCAGAAUCAGUUCAGUGCGGGGAAAUGUCUUCCCUCUGACGCAUCGCUCGAUACCAAGUUCAAUGAACUGGCGACAAGAAUUGAACAGGUUGAAGAAUCAACACACAAUAAACCAGCAGUAGACCAGAGUCCCAGUGACAAGGCACUGACUGACGGCAUUCUCUCUCCCACUGCUUUCAAACAGAGGCACAAACCUCGCACCAGCUCAUCAAGUUCUGACGGAGCACGCUGUGAUGCUACAUCUUCUCACAAGGUCAGUGGAGAACAGAUUAAAACUGCGGGACGUAAGGUUUCCUUUGAUGAGUCCUCCUGUAAACCUCUACAACAAGCCGAGCUUGUCAGACCUUCACAGAAAGCAGAGAUUGUAAAACCUUCACAACAGUCCGAGGUUGUAAAACCUUCACAAGAGUCCAAGGUUGUAAAACCUUCACAGAAAGCUGAGGUUGUAAAACCAUCACAACAAGCUGACGUUGUAAAACCAUCACAACAAGCUGACGUUGUAAAACCAUCACAACAAGCUGACGUUGUAAAACCAUCACAACAAGCUAACAUUGUAAAACCAUCACAACAAGCUGACGUUGUAAAGCCUGCGUGGAAAGCGUCUCUCACAGAACACCAGCAGCGUGAGGUGAAGGGUGACGGUGUGGACAGACAGCCGGCGUGGGUGACACGGAAACUCAAGUGUACGGAUGACCUGAGCCGUAAGAUGCUGCAGGAGCAGGAGCCCGAGAAGCCAGCCUGGUUUAAAGCCGCCCAGGAAAAGAAACAGAGGGCUGCCGAGAUCGUCAUGGCUCAAGCACAGAAGAAACAAAAAACAGCUGAGCUUGUCAUUGCUCAAGAAAAUCGUAACCAGGAAAACAAGGCCAGGAAGAUAGAUGAAGAUGAAGAGAAGAAACCCUCACCGUGGCUUGGUGAGCGGCAGCUGCGGAAAACCCCCAGAACCAAGCCGCUGACGGAAAACCAAGACAACAACAGUGGUGAGAUGACCCCCCAGACCCCCCAGCCGUCUAACAAGAGGGUGAACAGCAGUACAGACAACACAACUCUCACACCGGACAACACACAUGACAGGUUGUCUCCCCUGAAAACAACGAAAACAGAGGACAGUACUUCCGCUACAAGUACAGUCAAAGAUGACUAUGCCCCGAGCUGGAUGCGAGGAAACAAGCUGAAGUCGGUGUCAACCCCAAACCUGCACCAUGUUCCCCGGGUGUCUGGUGAGUCGGGGGUUGGGGGGGAAAUACCCCAGUGGAAGAGAGAGCUCGUGAACAGGAAGAAGAUACGACGCGAGUCCGACGUGCAGACUGAUGCUAACAAGGAUGAGUCCACGGAAGACACGAGUCCUGGAGUUAUCUGGAAAUCGCAGCUCAAGAAGAAACGACUGCCGUCCACUUCAAAAGGUAUCACUGAAGUGGACAAAACUGUUUCCAAGGAGCCUGAAUGGAAACGAGCGGCAGAAGAGAAAAGAACAAGGUUUUUAAAAUCUGGGAUGAUUGAACAGAAAUAAGUCGACAAGAUGGUUCUACCGUCAGCAGUGUUGUCACAAUUCAUCUUCAACAUCAAGCUGUGAAUAGUCAGCUAUGGAUUACUUUUCUGUAACUGGCAGACGUUAGCUUCUGUUUACCGUCUCUUUUAUGAAUACACUUAUCACAGUUACUGAGAUUUAUACAUGUUUGGAUUUCAUUUAACCCUGGGAUCAAUCCUAAAUGAAACUAAACAUAUUGUUCUUGCUGGGCUCACACAGAAAUGAAUUUUGGUUUAUGCAGCUGUCAGAUAUGUAGAGUAUUUUCUUGAAAAUUAUUAAAAUGUAGUUACUUUAAGGAAUAUUUUAUUAGCCAAAAUUGUGCAGCCACGUUAUGUAAAAAUUAGCAAUUGGCUAAUUUAGCAAUGGACAGGCUGUCCUUUGUAAAAUGUAACUGGCUUUGUCAUAAAGCCUGUGAACAACCUAACUAUAUGUGGAACCUUGUGAAACACUGUUUAUAAUAUUCGUGAACAACCUGGCUACAUGGGAGCCAUGUAAAACACUGUGUUUAAUGUUUACUAUGUGUGGAUAUGAUUGAUGUCUUUAUGUCUAUUCUGUGAUCUCAUUUCUCGGGUUGGUGUCUUUUACUUUGAUCAGUGGAAAGUUUACCAUUCUCAGAACCUAUUUUAAAAAACAAACUCUUUAUUUAGCUAGAAUGUUUUAGAAAUAAUAAAAGAAAGAACAUUCAUGGUUGUGACAACUUCAGUAAUAUGCAUACCAAGUGAUUUAAAAUUACAUGAAUCUUGCUCACAGUUUGUUAACUGCAAAAAAGUUUUGUUGUUUUCCAGAGUAGAAAUACAUUAAAAAAAAAAUAGAUGUUAAACAUCAGAGGGGUAAUUAUUUUUGAAAUUCGUCUUAAGUUAAUUGAUUUUCUUCUGCAUAUUGUGUUGUGGCAUCAUCUUUAGCUUUUGCUUUUGCUAUAUUCAGGGCCAUAGCUAGCAGGGGGGGGGGGGGGGGGGCAAGGGAGGCAAUUGCCCCCUCCCCCCAGAAAAAAGUUUGGAAAGCAUUAUAGAAACUUAAAGAAAAUUUUCUUCUUAACCAUUUAAGGAGUUUUAGACUAUUAACUACUCGGUUGCCCCCCCAAACAAAAAAUUCUAGCUACGGUCGUGAUAUUUUGGUUUUAACAGUUCCGUUAUUCUGUCGAUGCUGGUAUUGUGAUUCGAUGGAAGUCUGACACUGUGACGACCUCCAUGUAUUUCCUUUCUGUCUCAUCAUCCAUGCAUUUAUAGUUUACUUCACACAUUCAGUCAUUGAAAGAGAAAUCACAGUUCAUGCAAAUAUUCUCACACAUUGGGAUAAUAGGACCAGUUUAUUUUAGUAUUCUAUUUUGGUACUUUUUAAAUGUUACUCGUUUUUGUUUUGUUGGUUUUUUCUGUUUCUGCUAUGCAUAUGUUUGUAUUUUAUUGUGGGACCAAAUUCUACACUUCUUUUAAUGCUUACCAUUACCUUAAAGGCUGGUGAUUUUUAUGACUGUUUAGAGGAAUAUAUUUUGUACAUUUUAUCUUCACUGCACUGUGGUAAAACAAAACAGGGUUAAGCCACACACAGUUUGAACGCAUUCAAUAGACUGGUUUAUGCACUUCAACUUAAACCAAACGACCACAAUUGGGACCAGUCAAGUAGUUUGUGAAUGUCAGUGUUUCAUGCUGUCACUGAACGCAGGUCUGCCUCACAGCGUUUAAGACCGUGUUCACAGUUCACAGGUAAUGUUUCUGUGUGAAUGUGUUUAAUAGUGGUUUCACUUGUAACUGCAUCAUUGCCAGUCAGAGAUUCUUCAUUUUCAGUCAGUGCCAUGUCCAGAAACUUAAACUGAGUGGAGACAAUCCUAAUAAUCAUUGCAUAAACCCAACAAGCAUUGUUAUAUACAAAACACCAUGUUGGUGAAAAGACACAAUAGAGAGAAAACGGACGUAACAAGCAUUGUUAUAUAUAUACAAAACACCAUGUUAGUUAAAGAAUAGAGAGAAAACGGAUGUAACAAGCAUUGUUAUAUAUAUACAAAACACCAUGUUAGUGAAAGAAUAGAGAGAAAACAGACGUAACAAGCAUUGUUAUAUACAAAACACCAUGUUUGUGAAAGAAUAGAGAGAAAACGGAUGUAACAAGCAUUGUUAUAUACAAAACACCAUGUUAGUGAAAAGACACAAUAGAAAGAAAAUGGACGUAACAAGCAUUGUUAUAUACAAAACACCAUGUUAGUGAAAGAAUAGAGAGAAAACGGAUGUAACAAGCAUUGUUAUAUACAAAACACCAUGUUAGUGAAAGAAUAGAGAGAAAACGGACGUAACAAGCAUUGUUAUAUACAAAACACCAUGUUAGUGAAAGAAUAGAGAGAAAAUGGACGUAACAAGCAUUGUUAUAUACAAAACACCAUGUUAGUGAAAGAAUAGAGAGAAAAUGGACGUAACAAGCAUUAUGUACAAAACAUCAUGUUAGUGAAAGACAGAAUAGAGAGAAAAUAGACCUAACAUAGUAACGAGCAUUAUGAACAAAACAUGUUAGUGAAAGACAGAAUAGAGAGAAAAUAGACCUAACAUAGUGACGAGCAUUAUGAACAAAACAUCAUGUUGGUGAAAGACAGAAUAGAGAGAAAAUAGACCUAACAUAGUAACGAGCAUU
This is a messenger RNA of Gigantopelta aegis, 5744 nucleotides long. RefSeq names its product protein piccolo-like. NCBI's taxonomy places the organism in Eukaryota, Metazoa, Mollusca, Gastropoda, Neomphalida, Peltospiridae. The transcript is spliced from 9 exons. The record is from RefSeq and is a predicted model, not a curated record. Bases 894 to 3110 code for a protein of 738 amino acids.